GAAAAUGGCGGCGUUAAGCAUCAUUGGAGGGUGGAGUUUUAGAUCCUUGACGUCAAAAGGUCACUCAAGGAACACCUCUACAGGCCCAAGUGGGGUCAGUGGGGUCAACCUGUAUUCGAUGGAGGUCUCUACGUCCGUACUUGUGGAAGGCUUCAGGACAAAAUGUUUCAUUUAAGGACUUGUGCUGCUAAGUUAAGGCCAUUGACAGCCUCCCAGACUGUUAAGACAUUUUCACAAAACAAACCAGCAGCAAUUAGGACGUUUCAACAGAUUCGGUGCUAUUCUGCACCUGUAGCUGCUGAACCAUUUCUUAGUGGGACUAGUUCGAACUAUGUGGAGGAAAUGUACUGUGCCUGGUUGGAGAAUCCCAAAAGUGUACAUAAGUCAUGGGACAUUUUUUUCCGAAACACCAAUGCUGGAGCCCCACCGGGCACUGCCUACCAGAGCCCCCUUUCCCUGAGUCGAAGCUCCCUGGCUACCAUGGCCCAUGCACAGUCCCUGGUGGAAGCACAACCUAACGUCGACAAACUCGUGGAGGACCACUUGGCGGUGCAGUCUCUCAUCAGGGCAUAUCAGGUCAGGGGUCACCACAUUGCAAAACUUGAUCCUCUCGGAAUUAGUUGUGUAAAUUUUGAUGAUGCUCCGGUAACUGUUUCUUCAAACGUGGAUCUUGCAGUUUUCAAGGAACGACUUCGAAUGCUAACAGUAGGAGGGUUCUAUGGCCUACACGAGUCUGACCUUGACAAGGUCUUCCACUUACCCACCACCACUUUCAUCGGGGGACAGGAGCCAGCACUUCCUCUUCGGGAGAUCAUCCGUCGGCUGGAGAUGGCCUACUGCCAGCACAUUGGUGUGGAGUUCAUGUUCAUUAAUGAUUUGGAACAAUGCCAGUGGAUCCGACAGAAGUUUGAGACCCCUGGAAUCAUGCAGUUCACCAAUGAGGAGAAGCGGACCUUGCUGGCCAGGCUUGUACGAUCCACCAGGUUUGAGGAGUUCCUACAGCGAAAGUGGUCCUCGGAGAAGCGUUUUGGUCUGGAAGGCUGUGAGGUGCUGAUCCCUGCCCUCAAGACAAUCAUUGAUAUGUCAAGUGCAAAUGGAGUGGACUAUGUGAUCAUGGGGAUGCCACACAGAGGACGGCUGAACGUGCUUGCAAAUGUCAUCAGGAAGGAGCUGGAGCAAAUAUUCUGUCAGUUUGACUCAAAGCUGGAGGCAGCUGAUGAGGGUUCUGGGGACAUGAAGUACCACCUGGGCAUGUAUCACCGCAGGAUCAACCGUGUGACCGACAGAAACAUCACUUUGUCCUUGGUGGCUAACCCUUCCCAUCUAGAGGCUGCUGACCCUGUCGUGAUGGGAAAGACCAAAGCUGAACAGUUCUACUGUGGAGACACUGAAGGGAAAAAGGUGAUGUCUAUCCUGCUGCAUGGGGAUGCUGCUUUUGCUGGCCAGGGCAUCGUAUAUGAGACCUUCCAUCUCAGCGACUUGCCGUCCUACACAACCCAUGGCACUGUUCAUGUGGUUGUCAACAACCAGAUUGGCUUCACCACAGACCCUCGGAUGGCCCGCUCCUCUCCCUACCCCACUGAUGUGGCCCGAGUGGUGAAUGCCCCCAUUUUCCAUGUCAACUCAGAUGACCCUGAAGCUGUCAUGUAUGUAUGCAAGGUGGCAGCUGAGUGGAGAAACACCUUCCACAAGGAUGUUGUAGUUGAUCUGGUGUGUUAUCGACGAAAUGGCCACAAUGAGAUGGACGAACCUAUGUUUACACAGCCACUCAUGUACAAGCAGAUCCGCAAGCAGAAGCCUGUACUGCAGAAGUAUGCAGAAUUGCUAGUCUCCCAGGGUGUCGUCAAUCAGCCUGAGUACGAGGAGGAAAUCUCCAAGUAUGAUAAGAUCUGUGAGGAAGCAUUUACCAGAUCCAAAGAUGAGAAGAUCUUGCACAUCAAGCACUGGCUGGAUUCCCCCUGGCCUGGCUUUUUCACCCUGGAUGGACAGCCCAGGAGCAUGACCUGCCCCUCCACUGGCCUGGAGGAGGAUGUCUUGUUCCACAUUGGAAAGGUGGCCAGCUCUGUACCUGUGGAGAACUUUACUAUCCAUGGAGGGCUGAGCCGGAUCUUGAAGACCCGCAGAGAGCUUGUGACGAACCGGACUGUGGACUGGGCCCUGGCAGAGUACAUGGCAUUUGGCUCACUGCUGAAGGAAGGCAUCCAUGUGCGGCUGAGUGGCCAGGAUGUGGAGCGGGGCACCUUCAGCCAUCGCCACCAUGUGCUCCAUGAUCAGAAUGUUGACAAAAGAACCUGCAUCCCCAUGAACCACCUUUGGCCAAAUCAGGCCCCUUACACUGUAUGCAACAGCUCGCUGUCUGAGUACGGUGUCCUGGGCUUUGAGCUGGGCUUUGCCAUGGCUAGCCCUAAUGCUCUGGUUCUCUGGGAGGCCCAGUUUGGUGACUUCAACAACAUGGCACAGUGCAUCAUUGACCAGUUCAUCUGCCCAGGACAGGCAAAGUGGGUGCGGCAGAAUGGCAUUGUGCUCCUGCUGCCUCAUGGCAUGGAAGGCAUGGGUCCCGAGCAUUCCUCUGCCCGCCCAGAGCGGUUUCUGCAGAUGUGCAAUGAUGACCCAGAUGUCCUGCCUGACCUGCAGGAAGAAAACUUUGACAUCAAUCAGCUCUAUGACUGCAACUGGAUUGUUGUCAACUGUUCCACCCCUGGCAACUUCUUCCAUGUGCUGCGACGACAGAUCUUGCUGCCCUUCCGGAAGCCGUUAAUCGUCUUCACUCCCAAAUCCCUCCUGCGCCACCCUGAGGCAAGAACUAGCUUUGACGAGAUGCUGCCAGGAACGCACUUCCAGCGUGUGAUCCCAGAAAAUGGACCUGCAGCUCAGGACCCACACAAAGUCAAGAGACUUCUCUUCUGCACUGGGAAGGUGUACUAUGACCUCACCCGAGAGCGCAAAGCCAGGAACAUGGAGGAGGAGGUGGCUAUUACAAGGAUUGAGCAGCUAUCACCAUUCCCCUUUGACCUCCUGCUGAAAGAGGCACAGAAGUAUCCCAAUGCUGAGCUGGCCUGGUGCCAGGAAGAGCACAAGAACCAAGGCUACUAUGACUAUGUCAAGCCAAGACUUCGUACCACCAUUGACCGUGCUAAGCCUGUCUGGUAUGCUGGCCGAGACCCGGCAGCUGCUCCAGCCACUGGCAACAAGAAAACACACCUGACAGAGCUGCAGCGCUUUCUGGACACAGCCUUUGACCUGGACGCAUUCAAGAAAUUCUCUUAGAUGCUCCUGGAGUUGAUGAGGCCAUGGCCCCCAUGUCCAUGACGCUCUUUGCUUCUCAACUAAAGAAUAGUGCCUCAGCACUGUCCACACGUCCCUUCGCUGUGCCACACCACCCCUGUUCUCAUAGGAAUUAAGUUGUCCACUGCAGUGCUCAGCUGCUCCCCGGUCACAUGCUGCCCAGCCUGUGCCGACUUCUCUCAGGCUGCACACCGUUCAUGGAGACCGGAAGGAGCAGAAUAAGGAAAGGGCCCCUCUCAGGACAUCCUAGAGAAGGAAGGCAGCUCUGGCCCCACCCAUGCCCCCAGUGCAAUCCUCCAGGGUAGGAACAGAACCCUAUGUGGCUUCCCAGGGUACUAGCACUCAGCCCUCGUCACCCAUCAAGUCGCAGAUUCAAGGCCAGGAGUAGUUUCAUCUUGCUAGGGCCAAGCUGAGAGCUCAUGGAGGAACUAUAGCUGCCAGGAUUUGGGAGUCAUCAGGAUGUUGUGUGAAUAGAGAUUGUCAUGGGGUAUUUAGAGGACUUUAGCAGUGAUGUUAGUCUAGCCCUGCUACCCUUCUUGGGUUUGGGCUGUAUGUGGGAAACUUACCCCAGCUACCACGCCUGGAGAGCUUGGCUCUGAGUACGGCCCAGAAGCUCCAUUGGCUCCCAACGCCAGGCACUGCUGCCUCUUGGUCCUGCUGCCUCUGCUCUCCUGACCCCUCCCCAGUCACUUCAUUUUCUCUGUUGUUCCCUUGAACACACAGAAGCUGUUGACGAAUUCUUUUUUUUGCUGUGCCAAGGCAGGUCAAAAGCAGAUCAGUGGAUAAGAGCAAGUUGUCCCAAGGAGCCAGCUGUCCUUCCUCCCUCUUUUGACCUCCACUGGGACACACCUGAUUUAUUUAUUUUGGUUAAAAAAAAAAAAGGAAAUGAAAAAAGAACAACCACCUUUGCAUUGCAUCGGCUUGACCCAUAAACUAAGUUAUCAUGGCCAGCCUGCCUGCUGUCGUGUGUUCCGCCUCCUCCCUGCCUGCCUGAGAACAGUCUUCUUGUUGGGGUGGGGGGGUCCCAGCUGCCAUUUGCCAACUGGAUGUGUGCCCCACAGCUUUCUGUUCCCCCUCAUGGGCAGCAGCCAUUAUCAACAGCGCAGCCUGGGCCUUCAGCAUCUCAUUUCCCCUGCCACCCAUUAUCUUGGUUUUAGGCAUGUCUAAUAACUACAGUCGGCACCAGGAGAGAAUGUCCUGGGACAGGAACAAUGCCCCUUACUCUCAGAGGUGGGACUCACAGGACCAAAGUUUGUAUCUGCCUGUGGUCGGCAUGUUGCUGUCUGGUAUCCCCUUCUCCCUUGGGACAGCCAGGCUGUUUUGCAUACAAAGCUGGACUAGAGGAAGGGAAGCUUAGCGGGGUGUGGGUGAGUGCAGGACAGGAUCUCCAUAAGCAGUACACCUGGGAACGCCACAGGAGAGCUAGUUCAUUCAUGGGGGGGCAGGAUUUAUAUGGCCAUGGACCAUUGGCCGGGGCAGGGGUGUUGGAAGAUACCUCAUCUGCAUGCUCAGGGGCAACACUUUAUAAGGUCAAACAAGUGAAGCCUGAUAACUGCCAGGUAAUAAAUUCUACUGGGGUUGAUGAUGGUGAGGAGCCAGGUUUAUGGUGCCAUGUUCAGAGGGGGAGGGAGCCAGUUCAUGCAGCCCUCAUGUUUAAAGUAUCCAGUGCCCUGGGCCAUUACGGACCCACACUUGUUUUUGAAUUUUGUUUUGCUUUCAAGAAUCAAAUUGACUUUUAUUAUUCAUAUACUUUGUAGAAAGGGGGAUUUAAUAAACAGGGUAGAGCUGUAUGAAGGAUAGGGUCCUUGGAGGCAGCUAGUCUCUUCCUUGACUGGUCUUGUGUGGGCCAGGUAACUAUGGUUGCCUGCAGUGGAGGUGUCAAGCCUAAGGAGGUGUCAUUUUGUAACCUUCCCCCUGACUUCCAGCUAUUUGGGGCUUUCUGUCCCCUCCUGCAGUGUUCUGAGCCUUCAAGACAAUGGCAUGAGUAAGUUGUGAAGGCUGGACCCACAUCUUGAUACUUGUUUUCUGCAUCUUGGGCAGCUAAGCAUCUGCCUUCUGUGUUCAUUCACCACCAUUCAAUGUAAGAAGAUGCUUCUCAGCCGGGCGUGGUGGCGUGCGCCUUUGAUCCCAGCACUUGGGAGGCAGAGGCAGGUGGAUCUCUGAGUUUAAGGACAGCCAGGGCUACACAGAGAAACCCUGUCUCGAAAAAAAGAAAAAGAAAAAAAAGAAAAUGCUUCUCUGAUGAAAAUUGGGCACCUCUUUUGUCUAACGGUUUAAAUAGGUAUUUAGAAAGCAACGUGUUGGGCUGGUGAGAUGGCUCAGUGGGUAAGAGCACCCGACUAAGUUCAAAUCCCAGCAACCACAUGGUGGCUCACAACCACCCGUAAUGAGAUCUGAUGCCCUCUUCUGGUGCAUCUGAAGACAGCUACAGUGUACUUUACAUAUAAUAAAUAAAUAAAUAAAUCUUUAAAAAAAAAAAAAUAGAAAGCAACGUGCUACUACACCAGCUUAGUUAAGUCCACAGGGACAGCUAUCUCCACAGGCCUGGCUUAUUAGACAAGCUUCUAAUACCAGGCACUGACACCCCCAUGAAGGAGUCUUGAAUCCUUUAACAACUACCACAACACACACACACGUCAAGACACUAUUACACACAAAGGCAUAUCAUGGUGUUCCUAUUGGUCUCUUUGUCCUCCUCUUAUCCUGGCUAACCCUCCAUCUCACCUGCCUACAUUUCCCUCCUAUGGCAUCCUUCCUUUUUGCCUGUGUCUACCAUCUCAUCUCCUUUCAGAAAUGCCCUUCCCGGGCUGGUGAGAUGGCUCAGUGGGUAAGAGCACCCGACUGCUCUUCCGAAGGUCAGGAGUUCAAAUCCCAGCAACCACAUGGUGGCUCACAACCAUCUGUAACGAGAUCUGACUCCCUCUUCUGGAGUGUCUGAAGACAGCUACAGUGUACUUACAUAUAAUAAAUGAAUAAAAUCUUUAAAAAAAAAAAAAAAAAAAAAGAAAUGCCCUUCCCUUGUGCCCAGCUUGCAUAGGUACUCCACAUUAGACACUCCAUCCUAAGAGUUAUAUAAGAGAGAGCAUGCAGUUUGUCCUUUUGGGCCUCGGUUACCUCAGAGCAAAAGAGAAAAAGAAAGGGAAAUGGGGGAAGGAUUUGUGUGAGGGGAUUCUGGGGGAGGGGAAGGACCGAUAUUGGGAUGUAAAGGGAAUGAAUUAAUUUAUAAAAAAGAAAUUGGUCUGGCAAGAUGGCUUAGCACUGACUGCUCUUCCAAAGUUCAAAUCCCAGCAACCACAUGGUGACUCACAGCCAUCUAUAAUGAGAUCCAAUGCCUCCUUCUGGUGUGUCUGAAGACUGCUACAGUGUACUUAUGUAUAAUAAUAAAUAAAUCUUUGGGCCGGA
Molecule: messenger RNA, 6687 nt
Organism: Mus musculus (house mouse)
Lineage: Eukaryota; Metazoa; Chordata; Mammalia; Rodentia; Muridae
Gene: Ogdh
Product: oxoglutarate (alpha-ketoglutarate) dehydrogenase (lipoamide)
Exons: 24
Coding region: 163-3267 (1034 amino acids)
Biological process (GO): succinyl-CoA metabolic process; 2-oxoglutarate metabolic process
Cellular component (GO): oxoglutarate dehydrogenase complex; mitochondrion; nucleus
Molecular function (GO): heat shock protein binding; oxidoreductase activity, acting on the aldehyde or oxo group of donors, disulfide as acceptor; protein-folding chaperone binding
Source: RefSeq, marked validated